ACAACAUGGCGCCUCCCACCCUGAUGAGGAAAAGAAGCCGAUUUUAAUUGGUUUCUCAGAUUUCCGGGGACAGUGCGGCGAAGAAUUGCGAAGGAGAUCUUGCGGGGUUUAGUAGGCGACACAAAGAAAGACGUAACGCAGUUAGAAUUGGGAAGCGUUUAAAUUAGGGUCUUGUUAUGACGUUAUUUCACUUCGGAAACUGCGUCGCCCUGGCGUACGUGCCGUACCUCCUCACUUACAAGUACUCCGGAUUGUCUGAAUAUGGAGCAUUCUGGAAGUGUGUGCAGGCUGCAGCAAUGUAUAUCGUUAUGCAGCUUUGCAAAAUGCUGAUCCUGGCAACAUUUUUUCCCCCUGGUGAUGUUUCCUCGGUUGGCGGUUUCGAUGUUCUUGGGGUGCCCUUCCGAAUGGAUGUGGAGUUCCUCAAGGCCACUGUUGAUCUUGCCGACCUUGUGGGCCUGCACAUAGUGAUGACCAAGGUGGCCGGCAAGGGCGAGACCAAGUUCUUGGUCGCUGGUCUGGGAUGGGCCAGUGCUGAGCUGCUCAUGACUCGCUUCGUGCCUCUCUGGGUCGGCGCCCGUGGCAUGGAGUUUGACUGGCGCUAUGUGCAGCUCAGCUUUGACUCUAACAUUUCACUGGUUAACCACAUCAGCACAGCCACACUGGUUUGGCUGUGGAACCGACAUGAUCUGCGCAAGGUUCACCUUCCCGUGGUGACAGUGCUGCUUGCCAUCACCUGCUACCGCUCACUGCUCGUUGAGCUCAUGGUGCAAACCUUGGCAUUUGGUCCUUGGCUUGUGUUGGCCGUCAAACUGAUGGCAGCCAUCAGUGUUGGUCUUAGCGCCCUGCACAUCUACUUAAGCCUAACGCAAAGCAUGAACUCGUACUGAUGCUUUCCAUUCUUGCUUUGCAAUGCCAUCCUGUCAUAGUCACCGCAUCGAUAACCUUAAGUUUAUGUUUAGAAAUACAAAAGUAUUUUUACAGUUCUA
This is a messenger RNA of Rhipicephalus sanguineus (brown dog tick), 986 nucleotides long. RefSeq names its product transmembrane protein 147. The record is from RefSeq and is a predicted model, not a curated record. NCBI's taxonomy places the organism in Eukaryota, Metazoa, Arthropoda, Arachnida, Ixodida, Ixodidae. The coding region runs from base 177 to 887 and encodes 236 amino acids. The transcript is spliced from 6 exons.